Messenger RNA from Spodoptera littoralis (African cotton leafworm), 922 nucleotides. The record is from the annotation of a GenBank genome assembly. Lineage: Eukaryota; Metazoa; Arthropoda; Insecta; Lepidoptera; Noctuidae.
AUGGAAAAAUCUAAAAGAGAUAGGAGCGCAAACUUUUCUCCGACGAGAGAGACAUUUUGGUGUCUCUGAUCCAAAAACAUAAAUGUGUACUGGAAAAUAAACAAAGCGAUGGUUCUACUUGAAAACAGAAAGAAGCUGCGUGGGACAUUCAAUAUGAAUUUAAUGCUCGAUCUGGAGGGACAUUCCGAACGACAAAGACGCUCAAAGUAAAAUAUGAGGGUUGCAAAAGAACUGUUCGGUAAAAGUCCGCUGCGAUACGCUCGGAACUCUACCGCACCGGAGGUGGCCGCAACACGGCGCCUCCGGUAGACAACGUCGAGGAGCAAGUAAAAGCCAUGAUUUCUUUGAGCACUGACAGAAUGCAUAGCAUUUAUGACUCAGAUGUCAUACAAGAAAGUCAAGGAACUCAAGACAACAUCAACGUUCCCGAUGAACAAGUGGAGAUUUCUGUGAUAAAUGUACCCGAGAUUGUAGAAAGUAAUGCUACUCAAAACCAAGUUGUGGUGCUAGUAGCUAAUGAGUGUGAACCAUUACCAGCCACUAGCAGUGUAGACAUGGUUGAAAUAGAAAAAAAAUUAGUAUUGAUAAGACAGCGCUUUGCUUGACAGUGACACUCCUAAGAGGAAGAGUGUUAUAAUAUAUUACUAAAUUUAAAAAAACAUGGGAUGUCACAAAUAGAAAGAAUUUAAAAUCAAAGAAACAUCUUACACUGAUUGUUUUUGUUACAGCAAAUGUAUCAAAAAGGACUGACUCAAGCAAAAUUAGAACUAGUUCAGCUUCAAAAACAAGUUUAAGAGGAGGAAAUUGUACAUAAAAAGAAGGUAUGGGAGUUUGAAGACAAUGAACGCAGAAAGGAGGCAGAAUUUAAAGAAAAAGAGCGCAAAUGGAAGGAGGAAGAGUACAAAUUAAAAUUACAAAUAAU